AUGACAAGCGAAACAGAUAGCAUAUUUCAGCAAGUUCCAGAAAUAAUAAGCCAAAAUAUCAUUAAACUUGUGGACGACAGGAUAAGCUCAGAAGUCCCACGAGUUGUUCAGUCCCUUUCACAACCACCUCAGUGGUUUGUAGAUGGUAUUAAUUCAGUCAAGAAUGAAGUCAAGUCAGUCAAGGAUGAACUCAAGGAAGAAAUCCGUAUUCUUGAAAGAGCUGUGAAUGAACUAACCAUCUCAACGAAUACUGGUUUCCGUAUGAUACACUACAAGCUCGCUCUCUUGGAUAAUGUAACCAGAAGAAAUAAUGGUUAUACUGUUGCUCCUGUGCCAUUUAUAAACUUAGAAAUCACGCAAGACGGUUUACCCCCUAUUGAGACCGUUCAAGAUAUUGACAGUUUAAGUAAAGAAGACUGCCAGAAGUAUUUAGAUGGAUACAAUAUUCCAUAUCGUCCAAAUGAAAGGGCGUUAUUAAAAUCAAAAUUGAGAGAUUCUGUUGGUUUGGUAAGUUCAGGGGAUUUGAGGUAUACAUUUAGUAAUUUCACGGAGGAACUUUAG
Molecule: messenger RNA, 561 nt
Organism: Debaryomyces tyrocola
Lineage: Eukaryota; Fungi; Ascomycota; Pichiomycetes; Serinales; Debaryomycetaceae
Source: the annotation of a GenBank genome assembly